Theobroma umbraticum is the source of this 2540-nucleotide messenger RNA. The record is from RefSeq and is a predicted model, not a curated record. Lineage: Eukaryota; Viridiplantae; Streptophyta; Magnoliopsida; Malvales; Malvaceae.
UUGCAACAAGGAUAUUUCUGGAAUGGUUCGGAUUAAAUGUGCAGUUUGUCCAGAUUUUGACCUUUGUGUGGAGUGUUUUUCUGUUGGAGCUGAGGUUACCCCUCACAAGGGCAAUCAUCCAUACAGGGUUAUGAUGUUAAUCAUCAGAAGAUGUCUAAUCUCCAUUGAACAUUUUGGCAUCUGCUUGGUGGCAGAAGGUUCACUUUAAUAAGCUAAAUCAUCAAAGAUUUACAAUCAUGUGCUUCACGUCAUUUGCUUGGUCACAAAGGGUUACCAUCGAAGUGCAAGUCUCUGUCCAGGCUUGCUUGUUCAAUUGUCAGGAAAAAAUAAGCAAUAUAUUGGAGCUGGUUCUUUGUCAACACUUCUGUCUAUAUACCUCUAGAUUGAAGUAUGAAGGUGUGCUUGGGCUGUAAAUGCAUGGAAAUGGAAAUUAAUUUGAGGUUUGAUUUUUUUUUAAAAGAGUCCCACACAGGUAAAUGAGUAUAGCAUACUAGAGCACUUGAAAAGAAGUCAAAGAAACAUGGUUACAGAUUAUAAGCGAGUUAAGAACAGAUUAGUUUUCUGUUUACUACCAAUGGCAUUUUCAGCUGAAGUUCAAACCAUAGAUUUCAUAUGUGUGUCACAACUGCAUCCCCCACCCUCUCUCCUUUUUUGUGUAAUGGUGGAAAAUUCUUUUAUUCACCUUGCCUGAAAAUCUCACUUUGGUGGGACAUAAAUGGGUGAUGACCACCUGUAAAUUUCUCUACUAAUUGUUUCAUUAAUGCUAUCAUUUUUUCAUCAUCUUUCCUUCAGCAAGUCUCAAGAUGAAUGAUUUCAAGCAUAGUUUUGUCCCUUUUGCUAUUGGUUUGGUAGACAUGUUAUGAGCAUAUAUUAAUCAUUUUCUUCCAUGCAGGACAAUUUGUCUUUCCCUCUUAUUUGUCCAGACUGGAAUGCAGAUGAGGAGAUAUUACUUCUUGAGGGAAUUGAAAUGUAUGGAUUUGGGAAUUGGACUGAAGUUGCAGAACAUGUUGGAACCAAGAGCAAAUCGCAAUGUAUUGAUCACUAUAAUGCUAUAUACAUGAACUCUCCGUGCUUUCCUCUCCCGGACUUGUCUCAUGUUAUGGGAAAGAGCAGAGAGGAACUCCUUGCUAUGGCUAAAGGGAAUGGUCAAGUUAGAAAAGAGUUCACUGCACAUGGUGAGCAUACCCUGAAAGAAGAGUCUCCCGUUGCUGCAAAAGUCAAAUAUGACGCACCCAGAAAGGAUGAUCCAGCUUAUCAAUCAUCAUCUAGCUUAACUGGAGAGGUAGGGUCCCAUAUAGAUUCAAGCAGUGGUAACUCAUUUCAAGGUUCUGGUAAAAAGACAAACUUGGCCCAGAGUAAAGAUGGCAUUAAACUAGAAGAACCUCAAGCAGACAGGAGCAUUGGUGAGAAAAAACUUAGGGUUUCCACUGACGAGGAACCUUCUAUGACAGAGCUCAGUGGCUAUAAUUUCAAGAGGCAGGAGUUUGAGAUUGAAUAUGAUAAUGAUGCAGAGCAGUUAUUGGCAGAUAUGGAAUUUAAGGAUACUGACACCAAGCCCGAGCAUGAAUUGAAGUUGCGUGUGCUACGUAUCUACUCAAAAAGGCUUGAUGAGAGGAAGCGUAGGAAGGACUUUAUAUUGGAACGAAAUUUACUUUACCCUGACCCUUUUGAGAGAAACCUCUCACCCGAGGAGAAGGAAAUAUAUCAGCGUUACAAGGUCUUUAUGCGCUUCCACUCAAAGGAAGAGCAUGAAGAGUUGCUUAAGAGUGUCAUAGAGGAACAUCGGAUUGUCAAAAGAAUACAAGACCUUCAGGAAGCUCGAGCUGCUGGUUGCCGAACUGCUGCUGAAGCCAAUAAAUUUAUUGAACAAAAGAGGAAAAAGGAAGCUGAAGAAAAUGCCCAGAGACUGAGGGAAAGUGUCCAGGCUGGUCCUAGUGGUAAGGUGUUAUUGCAUGGAAGCCCACAGGGUGUCAUGAGGGGGUCCACUAGUUUACAGCCUAUCAGUAAAGAAGCUUCAACUGUCAUUGGAGGAGCUACCACCCUGGAUGAUUGGGAUAUUACUGGAUUCAUAGGGGCUGAUUUAUUGUCUGAUACUGAGAAAAAGCUUUGCAGCGAGAUCAGAAUACUGCCUUCACAUUAUCUCUCCAUGUUGCAAACUUUAUCGGUGGAGCUUAUGAAGGGCAAUAUUGGCAAGAAGUCUGAUGCUCACAACCUGUUCAAAGUUGAGCCAAGCAAGGUGGAUAGAGUCUAUGACAUGUUGGUGAAAAAGGGGAUUGCUCAAGCAUGAAAAAAAUUCAGCAUCUCCAAUUUUGUAGAUCCACAUUGUACAGUUAUGAUUCGGACAGGUGAAAAAGACAAAUCAUAUUGUUCAUUCAUAGAACAUUUUAUCAUAAGCAACCACAUUUAUAGGAAGAGUCAGGCACUUAGUUGGAAUAUGGUACCAGAUUCUUUUGUUUUUUCUUCCUUUUUGGUCCUUCCACUUGAGCAUACGUUAAAGUACACAUGUCAACAUUUUCUCAUUAACCAAUCAUUGAUCCAUA